UAUUGCCAACAGAUGAUGAUACGUCUGCUGCAUUUGUUAUAAAUACAGUAUGCUCAUGAAUAUAACAUUUCAUAUGAAGACAAGGUUUUCUUUUCGUUCACAUGUACCAAUAUACCAUGCUGAUGGAAAAACGAAGUGGGAUUACCUUGCUGCUGUUGCUGUGUCAACAUGUAAUCCAAUAAAACAAACAGUGGCCUGUGAAGGACAAUCUGCAUCCCUCAGUUGUGACACGGGAUUCAUACAUGUCAGUGAUGCCAACUAUGGAAGGAAUGAUGGCAGUUUAUGCUCUGCUGGACAACGACGUGAGUGGCUCACAAAUGUUCACUGCUUCCAAAAAACAUCCCUCCAAACGAUGACCACAAGGUGUAAUGGAAAAAAAAGCUGUUCUGUUCAAGCGGUGAACUCAGUUUUCUCGGAUCCUUGUUAUUGGACUUAUAAAUACCUGCAUGUGUCUUAUCUGUGUCGCCCACUUAGUAAAUCAAUAAUUAUACACAUAUAAUUUCCAACCUAAACUUUGAAGUUGAUAUUCUUAAAGGCUUAGUGUUACCCCAAAAUGAAAAUUCGGUUAAUAAUUACUCAUCCUCAUGUCCUUCAAAAUCCAUAAGACCUUUGUUCAUCUUCGGAACACAUAUUAAGAUAUUUUCAUCCCAUAGACAGAAAAGCAAAUAAAAUGUUCCCGGACACUGAAAUGUAGCAAAAACAUCGGUAAAACAGUCCAUGCGACAUACAUGGCAAAACAAAAAUGACGACUUUAUUCAACAACUCUUCUCCUGCGAGUUACAAUUUUCCACCAUCUUUCAAUCAAUGAUCUUUCCACCAAUUUUCAAUCACAAUGCAUUUGAAUGCUUCACCCUAAGUGUAAACAAUAUUAACUCGUUAAAUAAAUUGUUAUUUUGUUUUCUUUGUGCAUAAAAAGUAUUCUCUGUAUGUCACAUGGACGGUUUUACAGAUUUAUUUACUACGUUUCUCUGUCUGGGAAGAUUUCAAUUGCA
This is a messenger RNA of Carassius auratus (goldfish), 992 nucleotides long. RefSeq names its product L-rhamnose-binding lectin CSL1-like. The transcript is spliced from 5 exons. Bases 50 to 499 code for a protein of 149 amino acids. Lineage: Eukaryota; Metazoa; Chordata; Actinopteri; Cypriniformes; Cyprinidae. Gene Ontology annotation, molecular function: carbohydrate binding. The record is from RefSeq and is a predicted model, not a curated record.